AUGGCCAGUGGAUUCAUAGACAACGGUAUUUACUUCAUCCAGAACAUAGGCACCGGCACCGUCGCAGACCUCGCAAAUGGCUCCUCCGACAACGGUACCAAGGUCCAAGGUUAUAGCAAGCGCGAGCUCAACGAUCCCUCGGCAUCCGCGCAGUUGUGGAUCAUCACCCGGGUAGAACACGACGAGUAUACGAUCCGGAACGCAAACAGCUGCAAAUACAUGGAUAUCAAGGGAGGCACCACGGUCGAUUCGACGCCCGUUGUUGCCUGCCAGGGCACUGGCCACCGGAACCAACGCUGGGCCAUCAAGCGCAACGAUAAGAAAACGGCGUAUGUUCAAUGUGGGGAGUGGCAGUACGUCCUCUUGUUUGUGGAUUCUAGCGAAACCAGUAAUCGACACGUGUGCAUCGAUGCAUCUUACCUCGACUAUGGCUGGGGAACCGAGAAUGGUACGCCUAUGCAGAUCUGGGCCGGAAUCGGUCCGAGCACCGUUCACCCGCUCCAGCUGUGGCACGUUGUUCGUGCUUGA
This is a messenger RNA of Dichomitus squalens LYAD-421 SS1, 528 nucleotides long. RefSeq lists its product as uncharacterized. Bases 1 to 528 code for a protein of 175 amino acids. The transcript is spliced from 7 exons. Lineage: Eukaryota; Fungi; Basidiomycota; Agaricomycetes; Polyporales; Polyporaceae. The record is from RefSeq and is a predicted model, not a curated record.